Molecule: messenger RNA, 499 nt
Organism: Wasmannia auropunctata (little fire ant)
Lineage: Eukaryota; Metazoa; Arthropoda; Insecta; Hymenoptera; Formicidae
Product: selenoprotein M-like
Exons: 2
Coding region: 243-428 (61 amino acids)
Source: RefSeq, a predicted model, not a curated record
AUUUUAAAAAGAAUAUAUUUAAAUAUUAUGGGAAAAAAACAAAAGAAAAAACUUAGUAAAGAAAAAAAAUUAACAUUGACGAAAGAGAAUCCAAUAAGAAAACAAUGUUUAUCAAGAAAUGUGAUGUUGUAACUCAUUCAUCAAAAUGAACAAACUCAUCGUCAAUAAUUUAGAAAAAAAGAGCCAUAAGAAACCGAAAUCGGAAGGGUUUCCGCUUCCUAUUACACAAUAGAAUAACAAACAUGGCAUCCACUGCAAUUGUUAGUUAUCCCUUCGUACUCACGUUCGUACUUGCACUUUCCUUUAUUUCUGUCGUAAAUUCCGUGGAUGGUUAUUACGCGUCUGCAAGAGUCGAGAGCUGUAGUGGUUGCUCACUCAAUCGGCUGCCAGAUGUCAAGCAAUUCAUUUUCGAAGACCUACCACAAUAGUAUCCUUUAUAAUAUACUUUUAUUUAUUUUAAACUGCAUUAUUGUUAGAUAAUCAAUACAAAGUACUUAUU